Molecule: messenger RNA, 462 nt
Organism: Sphenostylis stenocarpa
Lineage: Eukaryota; Viridiplantae; Streptophyta; Magnoliopsida; Fabales; Fabaceae
Source: the annotation of a GenBank genome assembly
AUGGCCAACAGUAAUCUCCCUCGAAGAAUCAUCAAGGAAACGCAGCGUUUGCUCAGUGAGCCAGCGCCUGGAAUUAGUGCUUCCCCUUCGGAAGACAAUAUGAGAUAUUUCAAUGUCAUGAUCCUUGGCCCGACUCAGUCACCUUAUGAAGGUGGAGUUUUUAAACUAGAAUUAUUUUUGCCAGAAGAAUAUCCGAUGGCUGCUCCUAAGGUUAGGUUUCUGACAAAAAUAUAUCAUCCAAACAUUGAUAAGCUUGGCAGGAUAUGUCUUGACAUUCUGAAGGACAAGUGGAGUCCAGCCCUUCAGAUUCGCACUGUACUUUUGAGUAUUCAAGCACUUCUAAGUGCACCAAACCCAGAUGACCCUCUUUCUGAAAACAUUGCCAAGCAUUGGAAAACUAACGAGGCCGAGGCUGUGGAAACAGCCAAGGAAUGGACUCGGUUGUAUGCCAGUGGUGCCUAA